This is a messenger RNA of Chionomys nivalis (European snow vole), 1366 nucleotides long. RefSeq names its product mediator complex subunit 31 (gene Med31). Bases 56 to 451 code for a protein of 131 amino acids. Lineage: Eukaryota; Metazoa; Chordata; Mammalia; Rodentia; Cricetidae. Gene Ontology annotation, cellular component: core mediator complex; mediator complex. Gene Ontology annotation, biological process: regulation of transcription by RNA polymerase II. The transcript has 4 exons. The record is from RefSeq and is a predicted model, not a curated record. Gene Ontology annotation, molecular function: transcription coregulator activity.
CCAUUCGAGGCUGCGGAUCUGUUGGGCUAGUUGUGUUUGCCGCUCUCUGCCGGUUAUGGCCGCGGCCGUCGCUAUGGAGACAGAUGAUGCUGGAAAUCGACUUCGGUUUCAGUUGGAGUUGGAAUUUGUGCAAUGUUUAGCCAACCCAAAUUACCUUAAUUUUCUUGCCCAAAGAGGUUACUUCAAAGACAAAGCUUUUGUUAAUUACCUUAAGUACUUGCUUUACUGGAAAGAACCAGAAUAUGCCAAGUAUCUAAAGUACCCUCAGUGUUUACACAUGCUAGAACUGCUUCAGUAUGAACACUUUCGAAAGGAGCUGGUGAACGCUCAGUGUGCGAAAUUCAUUGAUGAACAGCAGAUUCUACACUGGCAGCACUAUUCCCGCAAGCGGAUGCGUCUUCAGCAAGCACUGGCAGAGCAGCAACAACAGAAUAACACAGCAGGAAAAUGAAGAGCUGGGACAGACCAGGCUCUUAGGACAUGUAUAUAAUGUAUUGCUAUGUACAGUACCGAUAAAAGAUGGUUCUUCCUGCCCACCUUCGUUAUGGUAGCACUCAGAACCGUUAGUAUUAUUUUUGGCCACAAACUUUAUAUUGUUAAUAGAUUAUUUGUUAAACCAGAAUUGUUCUACUUUGAUUUCUCUGGGGAUUUGUAAAUUUCAGUUGCAUUUAAUAGAACCAAGUGAAUAAGAAUGUAAAUGUUGGGUGUUAUAGAGCGGUUUAAGAACAUGGGCGCAACAUACAGGGGUACUGAGAUCAGCUGCUCCAACCAUCUCAGGAGAGAGGAGACUGUAGUCAGGAAUUACAUGAAGAUUCCUUUCUACUGGAGAGGACAUACUCAGUUGCUCCCAGCUUUUUAAGAUAGAUGACCUCUAGUGGCAGGGAAAGACUGGUAGUUAAUGACUAAUUGGAUUCUUGUUCUUAAAGGUAUGAGCCUCAAAUACCUUUCUUUGAAAAAGUUAGCACUUAUCCGUUAAGUACCACAAGUAGGCACUGCCUUAAAAAGCUUCUUUUAAUCUGUUUCAAAAUAUUUUUAUCUUAUGUGUCUGUGUGAAUUGUUUGCAUGUGUGUGCACCACGAUGUGCCUGGUGCCCAAGGUGGCCAGUAGAAGAGAACAUCAGAUCCCUGGCAUGAAGUUGAAGGUGGUCGUGAAGUCACCAUGUGGUGCUAACUAUGUGGUGCUAGGAACUGAACCUGAAUCCUCUGCAAGAGCAGCAAGUACUGUUAACCACCGAGCCAUCUCUCUAGCCCUUAUUUUUUCUCUGAGUCAGGGUCUCACUUUGUAGCCCAGGCUGCCUUGGAAUCUGUGAUCCUUCUACCUCAAUCUCCAGAGUACUGGACUUAAAGAUAGCUAACUAGGCCUGGCU